Messenger RNA from Xenopus laevis (African clawed frog), 5661 nucleotides. RefSeq names its product centrosomal protein of 164 kDa (gene cep164.L). The transcript is spliced from 31 exons. Bases 572 to 4780 code for a protein of 1402 amino acids. The record is from RefSeq and is a predicted model, not a curated record. Gene Ontology annotation, cellular component: nucleus; centriole; centrosome. Gene Ontology annotation, biological process: cilium assembly. Lineage: Eukaryota; Metazoa; Chordata; Amphibia; Anura; Pipidae.
UGAAGCAUGUGAAAUAACUCAGCGAGUAAUUCUGUUUCUAAUUAGAAAAGGUCCCUUCGCAUGUAUGUGUUCUUAACACGUUUCCAUUAUUUUACAUUUUCCCAGAUUCUACUUUUUUUCCCACGGUCCCUUGAAAAACCAGGUCCUCCUGUAUUUGUCAAUUCUAUAUAACGCAGAUACAAAGGCAUAUACAGAAUGCUGCAAUGGCGACCCUUCUAUUUAUAUUGCCUCCUAUAAGGCUGACUGCGUGUAAUUAGACCAUUCCUAUUACAACAGUAAAUCGAUAAACUGAGAAACUACAUAUCCCGAAAAGCCUCGGGCAAAGCCACACCUCCUCCUGUUCUAAACGAUUGACAUACAGAUAAACCAAUCAAUAAAGGAACACUCUUCUCUUUAGCCUAUCAGUGCUAAAAGAAGCGAGAAUGACACAGUUGCCAGGCAGUGAGGCCCCGGAAGUGGAUAUUUUGGAUGGUGCAGGGCAACGCAGGAAGCGUCCCUGGAAGCGGGGCAGUUAGAGUGAAGAAGCUGGGUUUUGUUUCUUCUACCUCUACCUGUUUGUUAAACCUCUGAUAUGAUGGCAACUUCCGCAAUCCGUAUUGGAGACCAGCUAAUUUUGGAAGAAGAUUAUGAUGAGAAUUAUAUUCCUCAGGAAAAUGAAAUUCAAGAAUAUGCAAGAGUGAUUGGAAUUGACCCAGAUUCAGAGCCUGAACUUAUGUGGUUAGCCCGGGAGGGCAUUGUGGCACCAUUAGCUGCAGCUUGGAAGCCAUGCCAAGACAUUACGGGGGAUAUAUAUUACUUCAACUUUUCAACUGGUCAGUCCACUUGGGAACACCCGAAUGAUGAUCAUUAUCGAGAGCUUGUGAUACAGGAGCGAGAAAAGCUCCUCAUGCAGGGUGGAGGCAAGAAAAAGGAAAAAAAGAAGAAAAAAGAGAAAAAGAAAGAUAAGAAAGCAAAGGAGUUGCCAAAGCCAACCCCAUCAUUGGGAUCUCCCCUUGGACCUGUGCAAGUAUCUCUAGGUAGUCUUGCUCCUCUACGUGGGCUUGGUGAGCCAGGAGGUAGUGGAACUACACUUGGUUCACUGAGUAGCAGCGCUGGAAGCUCAGGGGGCUUUGAUUCUCUUUUGGGUGGCACAGCUGGGCAGCCACGUAAAUCUGCACCCUUUAUGAAGAGUAGUGCAGUUAGAAGGUCUGAUGAGAGAGUUAGCUUGACUCUGCCAGGUUUGGAUGAGGAAGAAGAAGAUGAUGGGGAGCAUGAAAGUGAAUAUCUGAGCCCUCGUGGAUCUGCCCGUUUACUCAAAAACCUGCACAUGGACAUUGGAGCUUUGGGAGGUGGCUUUGAGUAUGAGGAGAGUCAGCGGGUUGAGGAAUCUCCCGCAGCCAGUCACACAGAUGAUGGCUCUGAACCAGAGCUGCAGAACCUUGAAGAUGAUGACGAGGAAAGCCAGAAAGAGGAAUCGCUGGAUUGUCAAAAUGGAAAGAUGUCUCGUGUUUCCAAUGAUGCUUUGUCUCCGGAUCAAGGCUCUGAUUUGGACAGAGGAAUGGUGGGACAGCCAGGGGAGUGUGUGGGAAUCUUGGGUCACGCUAACUCUCUGACUCAGGAAUCUGCUGGUAAAAAGGAGUUUAGUCUAUCUUUCCCGGAGAGUGACUCAAAGAAUAAAAAGCAAGAGGGAGAUGCCUCUGAACAUUUGACAACCUCCAAAACUGGAGAGCCAGGCUCGAUCAGUGAACAUCCUCUAACGGAACAGAAUUCUCAGGAUGAAUCAGAAGUCAGUGAAGGUAUAAAAGAUUUGUCUGGGCCAGCUUUCAGUGAAAAGCCAAUGGGUGUUUUGUUAAGUGGUCGGCUAGAAGAGAAGGUUCUUGACAUCACUGCUUUAUCUUCUGAACCUGUGAGAACAAAGAAGGAUAUAAUAGAGGAGGAGGCAGAAGAAGAGGUGGAUGAAGACAUAGAGGAAGAAGUAAGUGAGGAAGAGGUGGGACCAAGAAGAGUCUUGCCAGAGGUCACUGACAGGCAUAUUAAUCCAAGGACGGACGCUUUGGAGUCAGUGGGUGUACAUAAAAAAUUGGAAUCUUCCUUAAAUGUGAGUGAGUCCCCUAUACAUGCAGAUGUACCUUUCAAACCUCUCUUGGACCAAGCUGACAACCUUGUGGAAGACUCGCCUUAUAAACCCAAAGAGCAAGUUUCUAAGAAUGUUGUAAAAUACACUGUGUCUGAAGGAGAGACACCCAUUUUGAAAAAGGAACCAUCUAAACAGGCAGAGCAACCCAAAUUGAAAGAAGAGCUUCCAAAACAUGCAGAGGAGAUACCCAGUGUUAUUUUGGAGCAGGAGGAGAUGGAACUGAAAGAGAAACAUAAACAGAGACUGGAAGGGUUAAGAGAAACACUGAGAAAGGAGGAGGAAAAAGAGAGCUUGGAGAUACGCCAAUGCCAUGAAAAUAAACUGAGGGCAUUAGAGGAGCACCUAGAUAAGCAGACACAAGAGGAGGAGGCUGAGAUGCGAAAUGCACAGAAGCAGAGGCUUCAAAGACUUGAAAAAGAGCUUGAGAUGGAGCAAGAGAAAGAACAGGACAAGAUAAGGCUACGGAUGAAGGAGCUUGAAGAAGAACGUAAGUAUACAAUGAAACAAUUUGAGAAGUCCCAGGAAGAGAUUAUUCUGCACCAGAAAGCUGCUAUAAAAGAAAAAAUGAAGCCAGAUAUCGAGGAGUCAAUAGGAAAAGAAAAAAUGCUAUUGGAUAAGGAGAAAAAUGCUGCUCUUGAUGAAAUGAGACAGAAACUCAGACAGGAAACUAAGGAAGCAUUAGAAGAUCUUGAGAAACAGCAUGCACAGGAACUAGAAAACUUGAGAGCUGAAGCCAAGCAAACACAUCAUCAGACUGUGUCUAAACUUCAGAAUUCAAGGCUCCAGCAACAGGAAGUACAGACCUUCAGUGAGCUAAGUCUAUCCAACAAGAAAAUGUUGCAGCUGAUGGACUUUGAAAAAGAAAUGAGUGACCUGCUGCAGGAGAAACGGCAGGAGGUUCAGAGAGACCAUGAAAGGAAGUUGGACCGAUUAAAGGAGGAUCACCAGCAGGAGCUUGAGAGGGUACGAGACCAAUUUGAAGAGGAGGAGAGGACUCAACGUUCCCGAAUGCUUGAGAGUUUGCAAGAAGAACUUGAAAAGAUAAGGCGACUUCAUGAAGAAGAGCUACAGACUGAACGUCAUGAACUGCAAAGGCAACAAGAGGAGAGACGAAACAGCUACAAAGAAAAGGAAACCAAACUGCAAGACUUGGAGCAAAACCUCGAACUGAGAAGAAAGCAACUAGUGAUGAAAACCGCACAGUUAGACAGCCAGGAAGAAAAUGUGCGACAGAGGAGGGAAAAUCUGGAAAGGAAAGAGAAGGAACUUGGAAGAAGGACAGAGGAUAUGAAACGUUCUUCUCUGAACCUGAAGAUAAAGGAGGACCUAGUAGUCGAGCAGAAACAGCUUCAAGACUUAAUAGAGAAAUCACAAAACGAGUUUGAAAAAACCCAAAACAAAAAAAUUGAAUUGGAGACAGAGGUGGCACGAUUGCAGAGCCGCUACACCCAACUGUUGAAUAAAGUCAGGGAUUUAGAAGAAGAAACUGAAAAAACCAACAUUGAUUUAAAAGAAGAUACCAGAGUUGGGAUGAGUCCCAGAAUGGAUCCGGCACUCAGGCUGGAAGAUCUUACUGCAUCCACCAGUUCAGUGCAUGGAGCUUCAGUUCCACAUUUAGAUAUUCUCAGACAUGCCAUGUCUUCUGUCCAAAAGCAGGAAAAUGAUAAUGAAAUGGAUGAUAUCCGUCAUUACAUCUCCUCCCAGGGGGCCUCAAUACAAAGAGCCAAGGAUUUCCUACACCUGCAGACCCGCUCACUGUGUCACCGCCAAUCUUUACUCCAUGCAGCCAAGAAACAAUGGUGUCACAGCAUGCGAGAGACGCAGGACCCAAAGCACUCACAUCUCCUCCAGGAUGUGAAGCAGAACUUGGAAGAGGAAGCACACAGUUUAAAUGAGUUCCGGAGCACCAUGCAGAAGGGGCAGGUCUUGCUGCAAGAGAAAGAGCAGAGACUGCAGGAGCUUGAGAGUUCGCUUCUGGAAGAGAUAUCCGAUGAUGCUCUUGUUAGAGGAAGGAGAAAUAAAAAGGUGGUGACAUUUGACUUAAGCGACUCAGAUGACUCCUGCAGUAUCAUAAACAAUGAUUUGCACUCAAGUGGAGAUCUCGGGGCACAGCCUAUUCUUCCAUUUAAAGUGCACAGUCUGACAGACUCACUACGGCGCAUCACAGGAGAACUAAAUGGGGUCCUGUCUUCACUGGGGUCUCUCUCCAAUGACCCUCUCUCUACAGAGCCAGGCAUCCCUCUGUCCUCUUUCAACACUCUAACACGACUCAAUGUCCCUCAGUCCUCCGCUUGGAGCAGUAGUUUACCAUCAAGUGUACCCUCAGGACCCUCACCUUCUAAGUCAGUGGAUGCAAUCUUAAUGAAGAAAUGGCGCAAGUAUUUCCCAGGAGGAACGCCUCCAUUCAGUGAUCAACCCCAGCUGCAAGAGAAUAGAUUUGGAUAUGUUCCUGCUGGAGAGCAGGUUCGAAUGGUGCAAAACGCGGCUGUACAUCACACAGACAAACGUAGCAUUCAGGCUAUGAUUGACACCAACAAGAAGUGGCUGGCAACCUUCAGGAAUGACCCCAAAGUCCCACGCACAAGCAGGACUAUGGGAUCUUCUCCAGGACUUCUCCAGUUAGGUUUGGAUGAGAAAAACCAAAUCAAGGUGUAUCGGUACUAGUGGAACAGGAGAUGCUGAAGAGAGCAGGAUUAGCACUUUACAUACAUCCCCCUCCUGUGACACACAUUGAAGCUGUUGGACAGGUGCAGAGUCGGGUGUUUGGAACGGAAAGGGCACAGCAGAAUGUUGCGCAUUCAUUACUUUGCAAACAUAUUUACACAGUCAUUUCUCAGGUGCCUGAAUCCUUCUUGUAAAUGCCAUAUAUUUAUAUAUAUUUUUUCUACACAGAAUAAAGGGCAUAUCUUUAUUUGUGCACUAAAGCAGAAUAAUGGCAAAAUAGGUGCACCUGAAACCAAAUGCUGAACACUAACUGUGACUGAAACCAAUGAUCGUGCAAAAUAAAGCACCUGGUCCAAUGCACCCGCAGCAAUCUAAGGCUUAUAUUACACGGGGGUUGGUAACUACUACUUCUCAGUUCACAAGAAAGAGAUAAUGUCUUGAAGUGAGAGUCAAAAUAGUUGCUGGCAUUACAAGUACAGAAAGGCCCAAAAAGUCACAGGCUCAAUAUAAAGCUCCAGUCUAUGACCACUCAUAGCAGCGUUUCCAUAUUGAUAGUCUACUAAUACGCCAUGUCUUUUAGGAAAUUGUGACACCUUUUCCAGACAACUAGAGUAGCAGAUACUAAUGUGACAUUGGACAUUGCUACAGUAUACGCACACACAACAAUAGCCAAGAUGGCAGUAGACACAAUUCCACUUGACACGUGAGCGCAUGUGUUUUGCUCCACUGUAUGUUUUGUUCAAGUCACUUGUUUGCCAGUGUUUUUAUACAGUAGCGGUGACAAUCUCGUUGUGCUGGUAUUUUAUAUUUGUAUUUUUUACCUGUGUGAAGUAUAUCCGAUAGUUUUAUGAUCACAUUAAACCAACACAUUAUUAACCUUA